Messenger RNA from Melitaea cinxia (Glanville fritillary), 357 nucleotides. RefSeq names its product larval cuticle protein 1-like. NCBI's taxonomy places the organism in Eukaryota, Metazoa, Arthropoda, Insecta, Lepidoptera, Nymphalidae. The transcript has 3 exons. The coding region runs from base 1 to 357 and encodes 118 amino acids. The record is from RefSeq and is a predicted model, not a curated record. Gene Ontology annotation, molecular function: structural constituent of chitin-based larval cuticle. Gene Ontology annotation, cellular component: chitin-based extracellular matrix.
AUGAAAUUGAUAAUUUUUGCCGUUUUCUUCGGGACCGCUGUCACAGCUCAGCCCGUACCAGACAAUGAUCUUCAUAAAGAGAUUAAUAUUCUUCACUUAAAAUAUGACAGAAACCCCGCGGGUAGUUAUGAGUUUAGUUUCGAAACUGAAAAUGGAAUCAAACGUAUCGAGAAUGGAGAAAUAAGAGAAGUUCUUGACGAGGAGAAUAUUUCUCAUCCUGUCGUUGUUGUUCGCGGCUUUUACUCCUACCCCAAAGAAGACGGCACGCCCGAGACCGUCACCUACUACGCUGACGAAACCGGCUAUCAUGUUGAGAGAAGCUCCACUCGCAAACCCGUCUUAGUAUCUUCUUCUUAA